Messenger RNA from Branchiostoma floridae (Florida lancelet), 3717 nucleotides. RefSeq names its product cytochrome P450 26B1-like. Gene Ontology annotation, biological process: sterol metabolic process. The coding region runs from base 468 to 1784 and encodes 438 amino acids. Gene Ontology annotation, molecular function: monooxygenase activity; oxidoreductase activity, acting on paired donors, with incorporation or reduction of molecular oxygen; heme binding. The transcript has 13 exons. The record is from RefSeq and is a predicted model, not a curated record. Lineage: Eukaryota; Metazoa; Chordata; Leptocardii; Amphioxiformes; Branchiostomatidae.
UGCUAGUUGUGAGCUUGAUUCUUAGUCGCAAAUUCAUUGAUUUGAGUGUGGCUUGGGCGUUUUAAAGUGACAUUCCAAACUAGACCCCCACCCAUACUCCACAUACCGGCUCCACGGGACUUCCGGGUUGAACAUGAGUGAUCAUGAUGAUGUGUCAGAACAAGGACGUCCUUGAUCAGAACGUCCUUGGUCUGAUAUAAAACUUCACACUGACAUAACGGUCUUGAAAGGGAGCCAACCCAAGAUGGUGAUGUAUUAAACUGACUACCCACUUCUUUUCAACAUAGCAGUCAUUUUGCAAUCUCUCAGGGAAUUAUAACUCAUUGACAUGUAAAAUUAUGAACUUUUCUGGAGCUGAAAAUGUCAAAGUCAUACCAGGGUAACAUUUCUUACAUAUACAACAAAGAAACACAAAAUACUGCUGUUAUACUGACAUUGUCACCAGUCUGAUCAGACCUGGAGCAAAGAUGGCGGAGCUUCCAGGCUAUGUGGGGUACCCUUGGGUGGGGGACAACUCCUUGGAGUUCUACAGAGACCCAGUCAGCUUCAUGGAGAAGAGAAUACAGGACUACAGCAGCAGGAUCUUCCAAGCCAGGUUCAUCAACCGACCCACUGUGUUUGUGGGAUCAGCAGAAGCAGUCAAAAAACUUCUAAAUGAGAAAACACAGCAUUUUGAGAUGGGAUACAAGGCUCUUUGGCAGGGGCUGUAUGGAGACAAUGUGCUGUUUUCUGAUGGAACUGAAGCCAUAGCUCUACGUGCUCUCCUGAUCCCGCUCUUUAACAAGGAGGCUGUCAGCGGCUACCAGAGCACUGUGGAGAGAAUAUGUGACAGAACAUUACAGACCAUACCUACAGGGAGACCUGUGAAGGUGUAUGAACUCCUCAAGCAGAUGUCCACAGAGAUCUCCAUGGGUCUGUUCUUGGACAUUGAGAGAGAAACAGACAACAGCUUUGCUCCACUUGUCUCACAACUUAUGACUCAACACUGGCAUGGUAUCAUCUCCAUGCCAGCCAAUCUGAAGCUGCCUACAUGGGGAGGCAACUGGGAAUCAGGGUACAGUAAAGCACUGGAGGCCAAGGAUGAGCUUCUGAAGAUCAUUGGAGACCGGAUAGGAAAGAAUAAGCACAACAAUGUCUUAGGUCUAAUGAAGACAGCUGGGUUCCGUUCGGAAGAUGAAGUCUACCGCCACCUGCUGCUGUUUGUGUCAGCCCUGGUGCCCAAAGCCUUCUCCUCCCUGUUCACCUCCUUCACCCUGCAGUUAGCAGGGCCAAGCAAGGCUUCCAUGAGACAGAAGGCUCUAGAAGAUGAGACGUUCCUGGAACACAUCCUCCUUGAGGUGCAGCGACUCUGGCCACCCUUCAUCGGGGGUAGGAGACUUGUCAGACAGGAGUUUACCCUUGCCGGGUACAGGAUCCCUAAGGAGCAUGGCCUGAUGUAUGUGACCCACACGGCUCACAGGGAUCCCCAGAUCUUCCCUGAACCAAACAGCUUCAAACCAGAGAGAUGGAGCACAAGUAAUGCAGGGCAUGAGGAAUACCUGUGUGCAUUUGGGGGAGGACCCAGGCGAUGUAUUGGGACGCAGCUGGUGCAACUAGUACUCAAGCAUGUUACAAAGUACCUGCUGCAUAACUUCCACUGGGAGGUGACACAAGCAGAGAUCCCGCCUUACAAGUGGCUGCCGGUGUCCCGCCCCACAGUGGAGGACCAGGUCAUCUUCACACCCAGAGACUCACCUGACCAGGAGGUGGAGGUGGGGGUGGAGGUCGCUGAAACAUCAUUGUGAGAAAACAGAAGUGACGUUCACAGCACUGUGACCAGAGGGAGCUGGUGCAAAGUGGCUGGCAAUUUCCUCUGAUGUAUUACUGGCUGAUGUCUGAUGACACAUUGGCUCCAUUUAAGACAAAUGCCUUGAGUGAUAGUCUCCACCUGACUACAUAGGUCACUGCAAAAUUAGUAGAAAUUAGCCAAACAGACAGAUAACAUGCCAGAGGAGAUAGUAUGCUCAGCUGUAUGAUGUACUCCCAGGCAGGCUGGCUGACUCUUUAUAGAGUCUGGUAAAGAACAAUGAAAGGUGGCAAAACAGUAGCAAACGAAGUUACAUGUAUCGAGCAAUGAAAGGUGGCAAAAUAAUAGCAAACGAAGUUACAUGUAUCGAGCAAUGAAAGGUGGCAAAAUAAUAGCAAACGAAGUUACAUGUAUCGAGCAAUGAAAGGUGGCAAAAUAAUAGCAAACGAAGUUACAUGUAUCGAGCAAUGAAAGGUGGAAAAAUAAUAGCAAACAAAGUUACAUGUAUAGCAAGGCUAAUUCCAAUUAAGUCCCUCUGGCUCUGAAAAUGUUAAUGAUAAAAAAAUUGUUUUCAAUGCAUUAAAUGUAUGGAAAAAAGAUAGUGGAAUUAGAAUGAGGAAUCAAACAACCUCAAAAAAUAGGCAAUCUUGGCAAUCUUAAAAAUGAGCCAGUAUAGACUGCAGCACUAUCCUGCCAACCUCUCCCACUUUACUGAGCUUGCUGUGCUUGUGUGCUUUUUUUAUUCUAUAUCCUUGUUGAAGAUCAUAUUUACCUCACAUGUGCAGCCAAACUUAUCUGUUGUCUCAACAUAGUUAAGUGUCUUGAAGAGUGGCUAUUUACUAGACUUUCUAUAGACCAAGUGUACCACAUGUCUACAGAACAGCUGCCAGUUUCGGACUGGGCAGUAACAGUUUACGCUAGCAUCUAUGCAGUACUUUAACAGUUCAACCACACCCAUUCUUGCCCAUACAUUUAUCUAAGGACAUGUAACAUCCAGCAUGUUUGGCCAGCAGUCAACUGACACAAUACCGAUGAUGCAUUCAGUUUAGUUCUACUGGUAGGUCAGCAAUUUAUUGGAAACAUAUUUUUUUAUCAAACACUUUUCCAAGCAACUAUGCACCUCCUGUACUGGGAGCUUUAUAAACAAAAAUCAAAAUUAAUUUUGUGUCUUCCUGCAUAUUCAAAGUUUAUGCUCUUCAACCUUUUCAAAAUGAUUUCACCAAUGACCAAUUUGUGCAAAAAAUGCUCUUUCUCCUAUGAUCUACCAAUCUGGACUCAUCAAGGGUCUUGAUGGAAGGUUUUUGAUUCCAGUUGUUGAUCAACAAAGUUUCAGGUAUGCUAUCAAAUUGUUUGUAGCUAUAAUACACUAGUUCCUUUGACUAUCCUUACUGUGCAUUCAUAAAACAUAAUCUUGACUCUGUAGAAAAGUUGACUGGGACAUAUUUUCAAUGUGCUUUGCCAGUAUUUCCAGUUCUCAGGUAUUGGUGUCUUAAUGUCUUGUUUCUUCCUGGACAUUAACAUAUUUGAACCUAUUUAUCCAGUACAUGUAUUUAUUCUAUGCAACUUUGUACCACAGUCGUAUGCGGCAGCCAUAAAAUGUCAAAGUCCAACUUUCAUGCUUUUUAUUAGUCAAGUUAAAGGUGUUAAUUUUGUCAUGUUUUAUACCUUUUCAUGAACUUGAAUGUCUGGUUCAGUGUACUUGUAUAUGACAUGUUAAAAAAUUGUCUGAAUAUGUCUUUUUUAUAGAUGUGUAAUGAAUAACUGUAAUGUAUUCCUUUGUGACCCUUCUGAUAGAUUUCGACUCAGUAUGAUGUCUUGAUUAUCAAUGGUAACUUCAUCAUUUUGUUAACGUACUGAUGCAACACAGUCAUAACAUUGGGUACCUACUGCCAAUGGCACUAGCUGCAAAUACACCCGGUAUAUUAUUAUUA